AUUCAUCUUUUAGUAACCCUCAAACAUUCAAACAUAAUGGCCAGAAAUAAGAAUAUCAUUCCCCACUCACCUUCACAGCCGUUAUCUUAUAAUUUGAAUACUCAUCCUCCAUUAUCGACAACAACCAAAUGCUAUGAUAAGAAUUAUUAUUUAACAUUGAAGAACUCACAAUCAAUGUAUAUUCAUAAUAUUGUAUUCCUUAGAAAUGAUCAUUAUUUUUCUUUUUCCCUUGGUUGUGGUUUAUUUGUUAGUGUGCAUGACCCUUUGAAAGUAUUACAAUCUUGUGGAAAACAGUAUUAUGUUAGAUAUCAUCAUAAGAAUAAUUUGUCCCAAAUUGUUGAAUUUUGGAUAGCUAAACCAUUUGUUGAUACAUUAGAAGAAAGAUUGGAGAAGGCAUGUUAA
This is a messenger RNA of Candida albicans SC5314, 402 nucleotides long. RefSeq lists its product as uncharacterized. The transcript has a single exon. Lineage: Eukaryota; Fungi; Ascomycota; Pichiomycetes; Serinales; Debaryomycetaceae. The record is from RefSeq and is a predicted model, not a curated record. The annotation marks the transcript as partial.